GAAAAGCCAGACUUCCCUGAAAAUGGCAGCAGAGACAUCCACAGAAGUUCAAAAAACUGCUAGACAGUCCGUGGUUAAAGAAGAGGUAAUUGUAGAAAGAAAAUGGUUGAAGCUUGAAGAAACAACAUACACUGAUCCCUUUGGUAAAACCAGGACUUGGGAAACUGUAAAGCGUACUGGCAACAAAAAGGGUGUUUCAGCUGAUGGUGUGGCUGUGAUCGCAGUGCUGCAGAGAACUCUCCACUAUGACUGUGUUGUCCUCGUGAAACAGUUCAGGCCCCCAAUUAACGGUUAUUGUUUGGAAUUUCCUGCAGGCCUCAUUGAGGAAAAUGAGACUGCAGAAAGCGCCGCGUUGCGAGAGCUGGAGGAAGAAACCGGGUACAAGGGGGAAGUUAUCGAAUGUACUCCAGCUCUCUGCUUGGACCCAGGGAUGUCAAACAGCACAACACACAUUGUGAGUGUCAUCAUUAAUGGGGAUGAGGCUGAAAACACAAGACCUAAGCAAAAACUUGAUGAUGGAGAAUUUGUGGAAGUUAUUUCACUUCCAAAGAAUGACCUGCUGCAAAGAAUUGAUGAACUUGUAUCAGAGGAACACCUUGCAGUGGAUGCCAGGGUUUAUACUUAUGCAUUGGCCCUGAAGCGUGCAGCAGAAAAACCACUCCAAGUUCCUUUUAUGAAGUUCUAAAACAGGAUGAUAAGAAAUUUGGAUGAAAACUGCCCCAUUCAGAUGACUAAAAAGUGUAGCUCUCCUUGUACUAAAGGUCCUUUUCAUUACUUCUACAAGCAAACAGAAGUAGGUGUAGGAAUGAGUCUGAUAUUUUCAUCUGGAAUGAUGUAACUGACAAAAAUAAUUUCUUCUAACUGCUCAGUCAGUUAUGCCUUGACAAAAUAAUCCAAUAAAG
Molecule: messenger RNA, 902 nt
Organism: Indicator indicator
Lineage: Eukaryota; Metazoa; Chordata; Aves; Piciformes; Indicatoridae
Gene: NUDT5
Product: nudix hydrolase 5
Exons: 9
Coding region: 23-685 (220 amino acids)
Biological process (GO): nucleoside phosphate metabolic process; ribose phosphate metabolic process
Cellular component (GO): nucleus
Molecular function (GO): ADP-ribose diphosphatase activity
Source: RefSeq, a predicted model, not a curated record